Molecule: messenger RNA, 3482 nt
Organism: Gadus chalcogrammus (walleye pollock)
Lineage: Eukaryota; Metazoa; Chordata; Actinopteri; Gadiformes; Gadidae
Product: RNA-binding protein FXR1-like
Exons: 18
Coding region: 670-2778 (702 amino acids)
Biological process (GO): regulation of translation at postsynapse, modulating synaptic transmission; regulation of modification of synaptic structure; anterograde axonal transport
Cellular component (GO): membrane; growth cone; neuronal ribonucleoprotein granule
Molecular function (GO): protein homodimerization activity; translation regulator activity; mRNA 3'-UTR binding
Source: RefSeq, a predicted model, not a curated record
UCUAUCAGCGUGCUUUUGAGGGGACGGGUGGUUGGAGUAAGGAGGUGCCGGGCUACAGUGCACCAACAACGCGUUUUUUUUUGGAAGGAAGCCUAGCUGCACAACUGCAUCACCACAAACAAAGGAAGGAAUCCCCGGUGACGACUCGCGGAAAAAAGGAGAUAUACAACAACGACUGCGCCCAGGCGCGUACUGAAAACACACGCAGUAAGAUAUAGCCCCUGUUUGAUAGCUAGCGCCCCAUUCAAAGACACCGAGGCACCGAGGUGUUAAUAGCCUAGCCUAGCUAAUUGCCCAUUCGCUAGCAUUCUCUGCCUGUAGUCUGAGCAUCAUUAGCUUCGUGGGCUCCGUUGACGCACGUCAGGGCUCGUCGGCCGGUGCGGUGUCAUCCUGCUCAGUGAGCCCCACAUUUUUACACACGGAACCGGCCGCUGGAGAUAGCGUCUGCGGUGCCAUCAGUCAACACCACCAUCACCACCACCUAUCUCCCCCGACCCCUUCACCUCAGCCCCUCUCCCUCCACCCUCCGACACACUGGAGAUCCACAAGCGGCCGGGGAGCGGCGGCGGCGACGGGCCGGCCAGGCUGGGGGUUGUACCGGCUGAACCGCCGGGAGGCGGAGCGUCUCCGGACAAGUUGCCCGGCCGUGGUGAGCUACCGACGGCGAGCAUGGACGGGCUGGCGGUGGAGGUGCGGGGCUCGAACGGGGCCUUCUACAAGGGUUACAUCAAAGAUGUCCACGAAGACUCCCUAACAAUAGUAUUUGAAAACAACUGGCAACCAGAGAGGCAGCUGCCCUUCAGCGACGUGCGGCUCCCCCCUCCGGCCGACUUCAACAAGGACAUCGGCGAGGGAGAGGAGGUGGAGGUGUACUCCAGGGCCAACGAGCAGGAGCCAUGCGGCUGGUGGCUGGCCCGGGUGCGGAUGAUGAAGGGAGAGGUCGAUACUUCUGAUCGCCUACCAGUUGAUGGUCAGCCAUUAGAGAAGACAAAGUUCUACGUGAUCGAGUACGCCGCGUGCGACGCCACCUACAACGAGAUCGUCACAGCGGAGCGCAUCCGGCCGCUCAACCCCAACAGCCCCUCCACCCGAUCCUCCUUCCACAAGGUCCCCAUCGCCAUCCCCGAAGACCUGCGGGACAUCUGUGCUAACGACAACAUCCACAAAGACUUCAGGAAAGCCAUUGGAGCCAACUGCAUCUUCUACAGCGCCCAGACACAUGAACUCAUCGUGUUGUCGACGAACGAAACCACAGUGAAGCGCGCCGCGCUCCUCAGUGAAAUGCACUUCCGCAGCAUCCGCACCAAGCUAAUGCUAAUGUCCCGCAACGAGGAGGCUACCAAACACCUUGAGACGAGUAAGCAGCUGGCCUCGGCCUACCAAGAGGAGGUGCGCGUGCGCGAGGACCUGAUGGGGCUCGCCAUCGGCACGCACGGCGCCAACAUCCAGCAGGCCAGGAAGGUGGCGGGCGUCACCGCCAUCGAGCUGGAGGAGGAGAGCUGCACCUUCCGCAUCUACGGAGAGACCCCUGAGGCGGUCAAACAGGCUCGAGUGUACCUGGAGUUCAAGGAAGACUACUUCCACGUGCCCAGGAACCUCGUAGGCAAAGUCAUCGGCAAGAGCGGCAAAGUGAUCCAGGAGAUCGUGGACAAGUCGGGCGUGGUCCGCGUCCGCAUCGAGGGCGACAACGACAAGAAGCUUCCCCGUGAGGAGGCAGGCAGGCAGGGGUCCAGCAAAGACCACCAGGCCGGCAACAAUGAGGGCAUGGUCCCGUUCGUCUUUGUGGGGACCAAAGAGAACAUCAGCAACGCCCAGGCCCUGCUGGAGUACCACGUGGCGUACCUACAGGAAGUGGAGCAGCUGCGUCUGGAGCGUCUCCAGAUCGACGAGCAGCUCCGGCAGAUCGGCGUGGGCUAUCGCGCCCCCUCGGGCCGCACCGGUGGCACCGGGGGCCCCGGCGGUCCGGGGGCCGGCGGCCCUGGGGGUGAGCGGGAGAAGGGGUACCUGACGGACGAGAGCAGCAACUCCCUGCACAACUCGCGCGUGUACGGCGGGCGGGGCCGCGGACGGCGCCCCUCCAACAGUCAGUACUCUGGUGGCUAUGGCACCAACUCCGAGCUGUCCAACGCGUCCGAGUCCGAGGAGGUGGCGGAGCGCGAGCAGCGGCCCCGCGGCGUGGGCGGCGAGGACCGGGGCGCCCGGCGUGGAGGGAGGGGCCGGGGGGCCAACGCAGGCCGGGGCCGCGGAGGACCCAGCGCCAGACCCACCAACUCCAUCAGCUCAGUGCUGAAGGACCCGGACAGCAACCCCUACUCCCUGCUGGAGGGCGAGGGCGAGCAGGCCGAAGCAGCCGAUGGCGCCGGGGCCGGAGACCGCCGCCGCCGCGACCGCCGUCGCCGUAACGACCAGGAGCCCAGCGUGAUGGAUGCGGCCACCGAGGAGUCGGACGGCCAGGCCGCCACCAGCGAUAACGGACUUGACGAGGAGGGGAGACCCCAGCGUCGCAACAGAAGCCGCCGCCGUCGUAACCGUGGCAACCGCCCCGAAGGUGGCUCGGCCAGCCGUGACAGACAGCAAGUGACUGUGGCAGACUACAUCUCCCGCCCCGAGUCCCAAAGCAGGCAGAACGUUCCCCAGAAGGAGAACCAGACUGCCCCUGAACCCAAGGAGAACGGAACAAGCACCAAGAAAGACGAGCGUGCCCCCUCCAAGGGCUCCCCUAGCAACGGCGUGGCAACCGCCAGCGAGACCAAGGCCUUGGUCAACGGGGUCUCGUAAAGAAAACGGCACCAACAACAAAAAAAUAAUAACCACAAACCACGUGUAUUUAAAAAAAGAAAAAAAUAGAGCGGCCCUGCCCUUCUGGAAGAAUCCACGUCUAGAGCAAGACCUCAUGGCAAUCUGUGUCCCUGCUUGCAUUAACUUUAACCUUGAACCGAAGAGCGAGAGAGUGAGAGAAAAACAAGUACCUGACGAAAAAUAUCUGAAUUCAUACGUGUGCGAGAAAAACGUAACGUAAAAAAACGACAAACGCAUCUACUUAAAAAACACGUUAAAGGUGUAUGCUAUCCUAUCUAUCAGUACUUAGUGCUUAUUUUUAAGAAAAAAACACAUGACUAGCUUACCAAAAAAAAAACAGAGCUGGUGGAAAUGACUUGAUUUUUAAAGAAAUACGGAAACACAAGAAACAGGACGAGACUCUCUAUGUUGUUUGUUUUUUAGUUUUUUAAACUAAUGUCCUCUUUUUUUGUUGUGUCAAUUAUUUACGUUGUCGUUGUUGUUUAUCACUGGUUUUGACUAAGGAGGGGGUUGGACGGUGAAAAAUCGAACGUAUUUUCCCGCCAAAACCGACGCGUCUAUCGAAGCGCGUUUAACGUCAAGAAACGAAGAGCGAGCUAGAACGAGAGAGAGAGAGAGAGAGGGGGGGAGCGAGAGGGGCGGCGAGGUCGGCCAUAGACGCACAAGGGCGGACUCACGGUCCC